AUGGCUCGUUUCGCUCUUCUCUGUGCAGCUCUUGUCACCAUCCUACCCGCGGUAUUUGCCUCCCCCGUGGCGGAAAGCACCACACUUGACAAGCGUGUUACCCAUGAAGGCUGGGCGACGUGGUACGACACCGGCCUCGGAGCCUGUGGGUACACCGACAGCAACAGCGAUCCCGUUGUUGCUAUCUCCCACCUCAUCUAUGGCAGCGGUGGAAACUGCAACCAGGCAAGUUCACAAGACUGUGUCUACGAGCUUAAAUUUGCUGACGGCUGUAUCAUAUCGCAGUGGAUGGAGAUUACCUACAACGGAAUCACCCAGUACGGGAAGACCCGUGACGAAUGCGAGGCUUGUGGCGAGUACGAUAUUGAUCUCAGCCCGUCUUUGUUCGAGGGUUUCGCCGCCCUGAGUGUGGGCCAGUUGGAGGAUGUCGAAUGGCAUUUCAUGAACAAAGACUGGUCGCCUUAA
Fibroporia radiculosa is the source of this 465-nucleotide messenger RNA. RefSeq lists its product as uncharacterized. The transcript is spliced from 3 exons. The coding region runs from base 1 to 465 and encodes 154 amino acids. The record is from RefSeq and is a predicted model, not a curated record. Lineage: Eukaryota; Fungi; Basidiomycota; Agaricomycetes; Polyporales; Fibroporiaceae.